UUUCGAGAAAUUAAGGGGUUUUUUCCGUACAUUAUUAUAAAAUGAUGGCUAGGGUUUUAUACCAGACCUCCUUGAGCAGCUGUUAUCGACUCGUUCGCCGCAGAAGUGACAAAAGAGGAGGAGGAGGAUGUCUCACAGGAAGUUUGAGCACCCCAGGCAUGGAUCCCUUGGAUUUCUUCCAAGGAAGAGAGCUUCCCGACACAGGGGAAAAGUGAAGGCUUUCCCUAAGGAUGACCCAAGCAAGCCCUGCAAGCUUACUGCCUUUUUGGGUUACAAGGCUGGGAUGACACAUAUUGUCAGGGAGGUCGAGAAACCUGGAUCAAAGCUUCACAAGAAGGAGACAUGCGAAGCUGUGACGAUUAUUGAGACCCCUCCAAUGGUUGUUGUCGGUGUUGUUGGUUAUGUUCGAACACCACGUGGUCUUCGCUCUCUCAACACUGUCUGGGCUCAGCAUCUCAGUGAGGAGGUCAGGAGAAGGUUCUACAAGAACUGGUGCAAGUCGAAGAAGAAGGCUUUCACAAAAUACUCAAAGCAGUUUGAAAGCGAGGAGGGAAAGAAAAAUAUCCAAGCACAGCUUGAGAAAUUAAAGAAAUAUGCAACUGUUGUUAGGGUUUUGGCACACACUCAGAUUAGAAAAAUGAAGGGGUUGAAGCAGAAGAAAGCACACCUUAUGGAGAUUCAGGUGAAUGGUGGGACUGUUGCACAGAAGGUGGACUUUGCUUACAGCUUCUUUGAGAAGCAAAUUCCUGUGGAUGCUGUUUUCCAGAAGGAUGAGAUGAUUGACAUCAUUGGUGUCACAAAAGGUAAAGGUUACGAAGGUGUUGUUACUAGGUGGGGUGUAACCCGCCUUCCUCGUAAGACCCACAGGGGUCUCCGAAAGGUGGCUUGUAUUGGUGCCUGGCAUCCUGCCAGAGUCUCAUUCACUGUUGCGAGGGCUGGUCAGAAUGGAUACCACCACCGUACUGAAAUGAACAAGAAGAUAUAUAAGCUUGGCAAGACUGGACAGGAGUCCCACACUGCCAUCACCGAGUUUGACAGGACCGAGAAGGACGUCACUCCAAUGGGUGGCUUCCCUCACUAUGGUGUGGUAAAGGAUGAUUAUUUGUUGAUUAAGGGAUGCUGUGUUGGACCUAAGAAGAGAGUUGUUACUCUUCGUCAGUCCCUACUUAAACAGACAUCUCGAGUUGCUCUCGAGGAGAUCAAACUCAAGUUCAUCGAUACCUCCUCCAAGUUUGGGCAUGGUCGUUUCCAGACAACACAGGAGAAACAAAAGUUCUUUGGACGACUCAAGGCGUGAUUACACAAACUGUUCAAGGCUUUUGGAUCAUUACAUUAGACAAGGCAGUUUCUGUUUCCAUUCAAAUGAGAUACUUUAUUAUGAUUUGUAUUUGUUGUUGGGGAUUUUGUACUGCCUGCUGUCAAUUUUGUUUUUUUAUUUUCAGUGGUUUACUUUGGCAAUCUGUGGACCAAAAUUAUAGCAACUCUUCUGGUUUGAUAUUGAACUUUAGUUUGAAUUCAAUGAUCCCCGUUCCAUUUCCA
Messenger RNA from Ziziphus jujuba (common jujube), 1539 nucleotides. Its product is annotated as large ribosomal subunit protein uL3. Lineage: Eukaryota; Viridiplantae; Streptophyta; Magnoliopsida; Rosales; Rhamnaceae. Gene Ontology annotation, biological process: translation; ribosomal large subunit assembly. The transcript is spliced from 6 exons. Bases 128 to 1297 code for a protein of 389 amino acids. Gene Ontology annotation, molecular function: structural constituent of ribosome; RNA binding. Gene Ontology annotation, cellular component: ribosome; cytosolic large ribosomal subunit. The record is from RefSeq and is a predicted model, not a curated record.